UGCAAUGUUUUAAUCGCUGACGUUUGAAAUUUGCUAAUUGGCUUUGGCCUGGAUAUAAGCAGACCAACGGUUGUCCGAACAGACCUAUAAUCCAUGGACUCAAGCCUAGCAGAAAUUUUUGGCGCCAUCUGUAGCAGCCAGCCAGUGUGUCCUGUGGAAGACUGCACAAGUUCAGCAACUUCUUUGCCGCCUGAGGAUGAUGCUGGCAAUAUUGAAUACAAGUUGAAACUUGUGAAUCCAACUAAGUCAAGACUGGAGCAUUUGGUCACUCAACUGAAGUAUCGUCUGGAGGAAGGUCAGGGUGAAGCAAUCUAUGAAAUAGGAGUCGCAGACAAUGGCAUGAUGGCUGGUGUGUCAGAAGAUGAACUGCAGUCAUCUCUAAAGACGCUUCACAAAAUGGCGUGCAAACUGGAAGCCACACUCACAGGCAUAAGGAAAUAUUCUAUUGAUGUUGGUGAUGAUGGCCCUCAACGAUAUACAGCUGAGGUUCUAGUAAGGAGAGUUCCUGAAGGGCAGCAAUUCAUUGAGCUUCGCAUUGCUGUAUUGGGUCACGUAGAGGCUGGUAAAAGUACUUUAGUGGGUGUUCUUACACAUGGUGAAAUGGAUAAUGGACGUGGUCGUUCUCGGCUGAAUCUUUUCAGACAUUUACAUGAGAUUCAAAGCGGUCAUACAUCUAGCAUUUCUCAUGAGAUUCUGGGAUUCAGUGACUGUGGCCAGGUCAUAAACUAUUCAAAUUCACGAUCGACUGAGCAAAUUUGUGAGUUGUCUUCAAAGCUGGUUACACUGAUUGAUCUUGCUGGCCAUCAGAAAUACAUGCGCACUACAGUUUUUGGCCUGACGUGCUACCAACCUGAUUUUGCGAUGCUCGUUGUUGCUGGAAAUGCAGGCAUUGUCGAGACUGCUCGAGAACACCUUGGAUAUGCUGUAGCAUUGAAAAUACCAAUUUGUAUAGUGGUGACAAAAAUCGACGUUUGUCCAGCAGCUGUGGUGUCCAGAACGCUUGAACAAAUUCAGAGAACACUGAAGUCACCAGGCUGCAAUAAGGUACCUCUCUUGAUCAGAACUGAAGAUGAUGUAGUUUCUGCAGCAACGAACUUCAAAUCGGACAGUGUUGCCCCUAUUUUCACUGUUUCGAAUGUGACUGGGAAGCAUAUUGACUGGAUUUUAAAAUUCUUGAAUGUCAUGCCUUCUACUCGAACAAGAGCAGAGCAGGAUAGUUUGGAGCAAGAGAAGCUGGAAUUCCAGAUUGAUGAAACAUUCUCGGUUCCUUCUGCUGGGACAGUGGUGGGUGGGAAGAUGCUUAGGGGAGUAGUUAGAGAAGGAGAUUCUUGUAUCAUUGGUCCUGACGAUGCUGGCCAGUUUAGCUCAGUCACUGUCAUAUCAGUUCACUGCAAUCGUUCACCAUGUCGAAUGGUGAGAGCUGGCCAACCUUGUUGUUUGGCGAUAGUUGGGAAAGACAGAGAAGAGAUUAGGAAGGGCAUGGUUGUAUUGAGUGGAGAUAACAAAUGUCUACCUGUUUGCCGUGAAUUCGAAGCCAAAAUGUUUAUCCUUUAUGGUGAGGGUGCAGUGAGAGUUGGCUUUGAGGCAACCGUUCAUAUCGGUGGAGUCAUGCAGACAGCAGCUGUUGUGAGCAUGGGUGAACAAGAGGAACUCUACACUGGAGAUGAGGCAACAAUCCAUUUACGAUUCAUCAAGCAGCCAGAGUAUGUUACAAGUGGAUGUCGGUUGCUCUUUCGUCGCGGGCAGUUUAAAUCUAUGGGCACUGUAGGAAAGCUGUUUCCUCUUGAUGACCGACUAUGUGUAUAACAACUUAGUGCUUUUUUGUACAUAGGCUACUUAAUUUAUUUUUAUUGGCUACUGGUUUUACAAGUCUUUUCACGUAAAUAUACAUGUACCAGUAUUUGAGCACAACUGUUCAUUGUAUCAAGUGCACUUUGCAUGUAAAUGGUACUUGAACUUUCAAAGGUAUCUCUACAGAAUGGCAACAAGGAUCGCCAGUAUUCAUU
Messenger RNA from Corticium candelabrum, 2006 nucleotides. Its product is annotated as GTP-binding protein 2-like. The transcript has 11 exons. Gene Ontology annotation, biological process: translational elongation. Gene Ontology annotation, molecular function: GTPase activity; GTP binding; translation elongation factor activity. Lineage: Eukaryota; Metazoa; Porifera; Homoscleromorpha; Homosclerophorida; Plakinidae. Bases 94 to 1806 code for a protein of 570 amino acids. The record is from RefSeq and is a predicted model, not a curated record.